This is a messenger RNA of Schistocerca serialis cubense, 1518 nucleotides long. RefSeq names its product probable cytochrome P450 6a14. Gene Ontology annotation, molecular function: oxidoreductase activity, acting on paired donors, with incorporation or reduction of molecular oxygen; iron ion binding; heme binding. The record is from RefSeq and is a predicted model, not a curated record. The transcript is spliced from 8 exons. NCBI's taxonomy places the organism in Eukaryota, Metazoa, Arthropoda, Insecta, Orthoptera, Acrididae. Bases 1 to 1518 code for a protein of 505 amino acids.
AUGGCGUCACAGUUCGAGGUUCUUCUUGCUGUCAACUUGGGAGACUUUGCUGUAGGAUUUACUCAUGGAGAUGGCCUGCCCAUAAUCCAACACGCUGCUCGUUAUCGUUGUAGCAAUGUACCGACGCAUGAGGAAGUUAUUCUGCCACGGCGUCACUAUUUUUGGAUGUCACUGUGGAAAAUGGCAACUCAGCCACAGCAGUUGAAGAAGCAACAAGCAGCUCGCAGGCGCCUAGGCGUCGACACGCCUGUUGCAGCAGCAGGGUUACCUACAAAGCGCGAGACGAGCAAGGCUAAGCACCACAAUCCUGACGACGCAGCAGGAAGAGUUCAGGAUCGCCUUGAUAGCCGCAGCCUACACCACACCCUCACCAUGAUGCUGCAGCUGGAAUCGUGGAUGGACGAGCUGGGCCUCGUGGUGAUCGCCGCUGCGCUGGUGCUGUGGGUGUGCUACUUCCGGCACUUCAGCUACUGGACAAAGAAGGGCGCCCCACAGUCGCGACCCUGGACGCCGUUUGGAAACUGUUACAAGUCCAUCUUGCAGAAACAAAUGCUGUCAGAGGACCUUGACGAACUCUAUCGUCAGUUCAGAGGUAAGCGCUACGUGGGCUAUUACCGUGGACUUGAGCCCCGCUUGCUGGUCAUCGACCCAAAUCUCAUUCGUCAAAUACUGGUCAAGGACUUUGACUUCUUCACCGACCGAGAACCUGUCCCUCUAGAUGACCCAAUACUGGAGGGUCAGCUGUUCUUCAUGAAGGGCGAUCGAUGGCGCCGUCUGCGCAACAAACUCAGCCCACUGUUUACCAGUGGCAAGCUGAAGAACAUGUUCCAGACGCUGAACGAGUGCGGCAGCGAGAUGGUGGAGGUGCUGGCGGACGCCGCGCGGGAGGGCAAGGUGCUGCAGUUCCGAGAGGUGUUCGCCCUCUACACCACGGAGGUGAUCGCCACGCUCGCCUUCGGCGUCAAGCUCAACUGCCAGAGAAACCCGGACUGCGACUUCAGGAUGUGGGGCCGCAUCCUCUUCCAGCCACGGGCCAGGCCCUUCAAGGAGAUCGCCACCGAAAUCUUUACGCCUCCGCUUAAGCGAUACCUCGAUUCCAUAGCUCCCAGGAACAAUGCACUUCAGUUUUUCGACAACAUGGUGAAGGAGACACUCCACGAUCGCUUAGAAAAUGCCAUCAGAAGGAGCGAUUUCAUGGACCUUUUCAUCCAGCUUCACACUAAGGGUUUCGUCGAAGGCGAGAAGCAAGGAGGCACUGACUGGAAACUGUCGGAGAACGAAGUGUCGGCGCAGGCCUUCCUGUUCUACAUCGCCGGUUUCGAGACGUCGUCGACCACGAUGAGUUUCGCUGCUUACGAGCUGGCAGUCAACCCGGACAUCCAGCAGCGGGUGCUGAAGGAAAUUGACUCCGUGCUGGCAGAGAGCGGCGAGAUCUCGUACGACUCUCUCGCGAAGAUGAAGUACCUCGACAGAGUGCUGUCAGUGAAAAAUAUGGCACCAUACUUACAACUUACAUGA